AUGGCUAUCCCGAAUGUUGCAUUGCAAAAGUUGCUCCAGGAAGUCGAAACGCAGGCCAUCCUCUCCCAGCAGAAAAUCACUCAGACUCAGGCAGAACUGAGUGCCAAACGACGCGAUGCACGCUUGAAUCAUCUCACAUCCGACGAACUCAAGUCUCUGUCCGACGGCACCAAUGUAUACGAGGGAGUAGGGAAAAUGUUCGUCGCCGUGCCGAUUUCGACCUUAAACCAGCGCCUGACUUCCGAGGCGAGUACGCUGAACAAAGACAUUUCCGACUUGGAAAAGAGACUGCACUAUCAAGAGACAACAUACAAAAAUAGCCGGCAGCAUAUCGAGAAGAUCCUACAGUCCGGAUCUGCCUAG
Messenger RNA from Capronia coronata CBS 617.96, 363 nucleotides. RefSeq names its product prefoldin subunit 1. The coding region runs from base 1 to 363 and encodes 120 amino acids. Gene Ontology annotation, cellular component: cytoplasm; prefoldin complex. The record is from RefSeq and is a predicted model, not a curated record. Lineage: Eukaryota; Fungi; Ascomycota; Eurotiomycetes; Chaetothyriales; Herpotrichiellaceae. The transcript has 3 exons. Gene Ontology annotation, molecular function: protein folding chaperone. Gene Ontology annotation, biological process: protein folding.